AUGCAGACAAUAACAAAAACAAGGCUCUGCGUCAUUUUCGCGUUCCUCGCCUUGACGUGUUCUGUACAGAUGACCGACGCCAAGGAAAUUCCGCCGAAAUUCUUUGGCAAAUUCGUCCUCGACCGCUCUGAAAACUUCGAUGAGUUCCUCUCUGCAAAAGGUAAAGCUUAACAUUUGCUGGAGUUUAUUUUUUGUAUACUUUUGAGAAAAUGAUGCAUUUAGAAGUUUUUAAAUCACACUCUUUGAAAUUCCAGAAGGUUGAUUGUGUCCCGAAAUCGUAAUCGUAUCGUUAACCAACUUUCAAUUUAUAGUAAAUUACUUUUUGUUCAGAAAAAUGGUUUUUUUUUUGAAAAGUUCGAUUUGGAAACUUUAAACUUUAAUCUAGCCGAUUGGUUUUGUAUCUAUUUUUCUCAAAAUAAUAAUUCAUCAAGUUUUUUUUUUCCAGGCGUCAACUGGCUUCUUCGCCAAAUGAUCAAGUUGGCUAGCGUUACGAAAGUUAUUGGCAAGGGAGACAAACCUUCAACGUUAGCUCUUCUUUUUCCACUGAGUUUUGAACGAUUUGAAUUGCAGGUAUAACUAUGAGAACCUGACCUCCAAGAAGAACACUCUUUAUCAUGGCUGGGAGCUCGGGAAGACCUUCCGAGCUGAAGGGCUCGAUGGAAAACCGCACGACGUUGGUUUUUUUUUCUCAAAUUUCGGUCUUUUCUAAUUUUGUUCAAUGGUUCUAGACAAUUCGUUGCUUCAAAAUCCAUGAAUUUUCAAAGUUUUGUUUUGAAUAAUUUGAUAGGAAUAACUUUUUGCAAAUAGGAAAAGUCGGAAAGAUGACGGAAGGCUCCAUAAAAAUGUACCUUUAAGCUGAAAAAAGUUUCUUUUUGCUGCCUUUCGCGCCAUUUCAUCGGUUCAUAUGCACUAGUUUUGCUGCCUCUCCCUUUUUCCUUUAUUUUUUGAGCUUUAAAAAUCCUAGAAAAAAUGAAAGGCUCAAUAGAAAAACUUUUUUUGCUGCCUCUCUGCGCCGUUUUCUUAGCCUUUCUCUGUCAGCGGCUAUUAUUCACCAUUUCGACUUUGCCCAAGAACUGGUAUCAUCCUAUGAAGAAGUUUGACGCUAACAAAAUCUUUUUUUAAAAAAAUUUAAUAAAAAUUCAAAAAGAUAUUAAUAUUUUUAUUUCAGAUCACUUUCAACUAUGUGAACGGCGAACUGACGGAAAAGCAUAUUCGACUGGAUGAACCUGCGGAUAACAAUACCGAAACCUACCACUACACUAUCGAUGACAAGGAUCAGCUCGUUUUGGUAAAUUACUCAUCGUCUGAAAGAGAAUUAAUCAACGAAAAAUUCAGAAAAUGGAAAACAACAACAUUAUUUGCCGUCGUUGGUUCAAGCGUCAGCAACCAAAAUAA
Molecule: messenger RNA, 1395 nt
Organism: Caenorhabditis auriculariae
Lineage: Eukaryota; Metazoa; Nematoda; Chromadorea; Rhabditida; Rhabditidae
Source: the annotation of a GenBank genome assembly